This is a messenger RNA of Dovyalis caffra, 1125 nucleotides long. Lineage: Eukaryota; Viridiplantae; Streptophyta; Magnoliopsida; Malpighiales; Salicaceae. The record is from the annotation of a GenBank genome assembly.
AUGAAUGACCUUUUAUCGGAGUCCUUUGAGAUCCCUCGGGGUCAGGGUUCUAGAGGUGGGGAUAUUGAGAUGGGAAUGAAUUCUGCAGACUUGGGCUUGGAGAAUUUCUUUAAAAAGGUUCAAGAGAUCGAGAAACAGAAUGAGAAGCUGGACAAGCUGCUCAAAAAGCUCCAGGAUGCACACGAGGAGUCAAAGGCUGUGACCAAGGCUCCUGCCAUGAAAGGAAUCAAGCAGCGAAUGGAGAAAGAUGUUGAUGAAGUUGGAAAAAUUGCUCGUUCAGUAAAGUCAAAACUUGAGGAACUUGACAGAGAGAAUUUAUCAAAUAGGCAGAAGCCAGGAUGUGGAAAAGGAACAGGUGUAGACCGGUCAAGAACUUCAACUACUAUUCAGGAUAUGAUGAAGCUCAGUGGUCUAAAUCUGCAGUUUGAAACUGAAAGAAGGUUUAAAUCAGAUGACAAUAUUACAGCUGUCAUUUUGGCCUUUUUGUGGGAGAAUAUACUAGCCUUAAAAAAGAAGUUGAAAGACAAGAUGGCUGAAUUUCAGACUCUUAGGGAAAUCAUCCAUCAAGAGUAUCGGGAGGUUGUUGAGAGGCGUGUUUUUACAGUGACGGGAACAAGAGCAGAUGAAGAGACAAUUGACAGAUUGAUUGAGACUGGAGACAGUGAACAAAUUUUUCAGAAAGCAAUUCAGGAACAAGGGAGAGGCCAGGUUUUGAAAGAGGAACAAAAUGUUGAAUUUCUUGAAGAUAUAAUGUCUAAUGCUUUUGGUGAAAUUGGUCGAGAAAACUGUAUCUUAGGAGGCCAUAUAAUGGAUACUUUGGCAGAAAUUCAAGAGCGCCAUGAUGCAGUUAGAGAGUUGGAGAGGAAACUUCUGGAAUUACAACAGAUUUUUCUGGAUAUGGCAGUCUUGGUAGAUGCACAAGGGGACUUGCUUGACAACAUAGAAUCACAGGUCUCAAAUGCAGUAGAUCAUGUGCAGUCAGGGAAUGUUGCUCUACAAAAGGCAAAGAAGUUGCAAAGGAACUCUAGAAAAUGGAUGUGCAUUGCCAUUAUAAUCCUUCUUAUCAUUGUUGUCAUCAUCGUUGUGGCUGUGAUUAAGCCAUGGAGUAACAAAAAAGGUGCUUAG